Messenger RNA from Drosophila takahashii, 693 nucleotides. Lineage: Eukaryota; Metazoa; Arthropoda; Insecta; Diptera; Drosophilidae. The record is from RefSeq and is a predicted model, not a curated record.
AUGUGUGACGGAUGUGGAUCAUUGGAGCCGCGUGGAUGCCGCAGUCGGGAGCUGCGCUGCGGCAUCAUGUACACCACCUGUGACUGCGUGAAGCGGAAUGGCCUGCAGGACAAGUGUCCGCGGUCCGCCUGCCAGGGCAGACCGGCCUGCCUGUGCUUCCCGUUCCCCACCUGCGGUCCGGCGGCCUUUCCCCUGCGCUACGCCAACAUGACGAUGGGCGUGAACAACAAGCGGAUGCGCUGUGCGGCUACCGGAGCUCCGAACGGCGGUGCCUGUGGCGGUCGUGCUGCCGGCGGCUGCUGUGGCUGCUAAGCUUAAUGCCCACAGCGCUGAUCCGUCCACAAGGAUAGCAUGCCCCGAGUCGGGAUCAAAGCGAAGCCAGGCUCCAAGUCCAUGACUGACCCCCAACCCUCCACAUUCCGUCGCGUGUGGUUUCUAAGUAGUUCCUGGCAAGUGAUGCGAUCGGAUCCUCACGGGACAUGUUGUGUGGCGCUCUUUUGGUUGAUCAUAAACUGAAGGUGGCUUAAAUCAAGAUGGAGCUCGGAGCGCGAAAACCCGGAACCAUCGAAUGGCUGGAAACAUGUGGCGCAACAGUGUAAAAUACGUUCGUCUGUCUUGAUUUAAGCGCAAAAUCAUUUGUAGGUUUUUGGAAUUUUCUUCGGCAAUAAAUUAUAAAUUGUAAAAUAAAAUAAA